Molecule: messenger RNA, 1867 nt
Organism: Elaeis guineensis (African oil palm)
Lineage: Eukaryota; Viridiplantae; Streptophyta; Magnoliopsida; Arecales; Arecaceae
Product: cysteine desulfurase, mitochondrial
Biological process (GO): [2Fe-2S] cluster assembly
Cellular component (GO): cytosol; mitochondrion
Molecular function (GO): pyridoxal phosphate binding; cysteine desulfurase activity
Source: RefSeq, a predicted model, not a curated record
AUCUCUUCCGCUUAAACCGUACGCCAACACCAAUAACGCGACCGUCUUCUGCGCCGCCAUGGCCGCCGCGAAGCACCUCUCCCUCCUACGCCGCGCCAUCCCAGCCGGCCGCUUCCUCUCCACCGCCACCGCCGCCGUCGUUGAUCCCCCUCCACCCAUGGUGGUGGAGGACGACGUUAUCUCGAUGAAGGGCGUCCGCAUCUCCGGCCGCCCCCUCUACCUCGACAUGCAGGCCACCUCCCCUGUCGACCCCCGUGUCCUCGAUGCCAUGCUCCCCUUCUACCUCUCCCGCUACGGUAACCCCCACUCCCGCACCCACUUCUACGGCUGGGAGUCCGAUGCCGCCGUCGAGACCGCUCGCGCCCAGGUCGCUGCCCUAGUCGGCGCCAAUCCGAAGGAGAUCUUCUUUACCUCCGGCGCCACCGAGUCGAACAACAUCUCCGUCAAGGGCGUCAUGCACUUCUACCGCGACAAGAAGCGCCAUGUCGUCACCACCCAGACCGAGCACAAGUGCGUCCUCGACUCCUGCCGCCACCUCCAGCAAGAGGGCUUCGAUGUCACCUACCUCCCCGUCCGCCCCGACGGCCUUGUCGACCUCGACCGCCUCGCUGCCUCCAUUCGCCCCGAUACCGGCCUCGUCUCCGUCAUGGCCGUCAACAACGAGAUCGGCGUCGUCCAGCCCCUCGAGGAAAUCGGCCGUAUCUGCAAGGAAAAAGGCGUCCCCUUUCACACCGACGCCGCCCAGGCGCUCGGCAAAAUUCCUGUUGAUGUGGAGAAGAUGGGGAUUGGGCUCAUGUCCCUCAGCGGGCACAAGAUAUACGGGCCGAAGGGCGUCGGGGCGCUCUACCUCCGCCGCCGCCCCCGGGUCCGAGUCGAGCCCCAGAUGAGCGGCGGCGGCCAGGAGCGCGGCAUCCGGAGCGGCACCGUCCCGACGCCACUCGUCGUCGGGAUGGGCGCCGCCUGCGAGAUCGCCAUGAAGGAGAUGGAAUACGAUGGCCGCCGCAUCGCCGCUCUCCAGGAGCGGCUGCUCAACGGAAUCCGGUCGAGGCUCGAUGGCGUGGUCAUCAACGGUAGCGUCGAGCAUCGGUACGCGGGGAAUUUGAACCUCUCGUUCGCGUACGUGGAGGGGGAGAGCCUGCUGAUGGGGCUGAAGGAGGUGGCGGUGUCAAGCGGGAGCGCGUGUACCAGCGCCAGCCUCGAGCCGUCCUACGUGCUAAGGGCGCUCGGGGUGGACGAGGACAUGGCGCACACCUCGAUCCGGUUCGGAAUUGGGAGGUUCACUACGGAGGCCGAGAUCGACCGGGCGAUAGAGCUUACUGUGAACCAAGUAGAGAAGCUGAGGGAGAUGAGCCCUCUAUACGAGAUGGUCAAGGAAGGGAUCGAUAUCAAGAGCAUCCAAUGGGCACAACACUGAGAGCAGGGGAUUGGAUUGGAUGUGGUAUGGAUAUGAUUGCAGAUAGUAGGAAGGAGGAGGAGAAGAAGAAAGAAGAGUGCAAGGCUUUAGAGCUCUGGAGCUAAUGGAGUGUGGCCUCUCUCUGUGCAUCAAGGUUCUCCAAUUCCUCUUCUUUGUCUUGGUUUAGUGUGAAUAUCUGUGUAUUGGAAUGACUACUUCAGACAAAUCCCUUUGCAUUCGUAUGAUAGUCUUCUCUUUUUAUCCUACCAUUGCAUGAAAAACCCUAAUUUUGGAGUGAGAGGACUGCAGAUGUAUAAUGUUUAUUAAGUAGUAGUAAUAAAAGUCUUGGGAUGGUAUGUUUAAUCUGUACUAUGGAAUGAUUAUGCAAGGGCAUGUGUAUGUUCAAAUGCUUGGAUGAGGGCAUUGGCAGUAUGUUCUGCUUCUCUUUUUGAUGGAAAUGAAAUGCUUGAUUCA